This is a messenger RNA of Cuculus canorus (common cuckoo), 7106 nucleotides long. RefSeq names its product phosphatidylserine decarboxylase (gene PISD). Gene Ontology annotation, cellular component: mitochondrion. Gene Ontology annotation, molecular function: phosphatidylserine decarboxylase activity. The transcript has 7 exons. Bases 3324 to 4595 code for a protein of 423 amino acids. NCBI's taxonomy places the organism in Eukaryota, Metazoa, Chordata, Aves, Cuculiformes, Cuculidae. Gene Ontology annotation, biological process: phosphatidylethanolamine biosynthetic process. The record is from RefSeq and is a predicted model, not a curated record.
AUGCUGCUAGGAAAGGAAUGAGACCUUUAAUAAACAGUCACCAUGAACCUUGCCCCUAAUGGCAGGACCUUAUUUUUAUUGGCGCUUGAAAUGAAUACAGCAUUUGGAUGUGUGCAGUGCAUUUUUCAAACAGUAGUUCUAUUACCAAAUGUAGAAAGUGUGACUGGAGGGCUCUGAGCACUCAACUGGCACAUUCCAAGCCUAAUGAUUCAUGCUUGCAGCUUAAAACUGAGACUACAAGUUUGAAGUUCAGUUGCAGAUUAGUUUUUCUUACAAAUGCCUUCCUGUAUUGUUUUUUAAUACUUGAGGGAAGGGCUUGAGGUAGUAGUGAUGAGUAAUUAAAUGGAGUCACUGGAUUUGAUGCCGAUUUGAGCUGACAGAGCAGAAUGGUGUCGCAUAGCUGACAGAUUAACAGUUCUCUAUCAGACAAUAGUUCUCUAGGGAUUUAUACCUGCUGGUAACGGCUUCUUUUAUUUGCUUAUGGUGUCUGCUGGGUGAGUUAGACAGGAGGGGGAGCCUGGUACCAAUGUCCAAACUCCAACAAAGAAGCAAUCAGAAGAUUCCUGCCUAAGCUAACAGCACAGGCUGUGUGGCACUGCCCAGUUGUGAGCUUGUUUGAUCACCAGUUCUUUUUCCUUUCCCCAAAGAAAGUAGGUAAACUCACAGCAGAUUUUUCAUCUCGUCGUUCUUACACCAUAGGAACUGUACAUAGCUUCUGCAACAGUGACAGCAACUUGCUGUGGACUCGUAUGUCCAUGUUUAACGUUAUGUUUAAGCAUCACUGGGAUAUUUGCCUCUUGGUGAAUGUGAUGAGGUCAGUAGAACACAACUUAAGAGAAACAUAUGUGAUCUUACUCAUCUGAACUGAACUUUUUUAAGAAGUGGAGGCAAAAAAGCUAUAAAGACCAUUAUUUCUCCUCCAUGGAGAGGAAUCUGUCUUGUACCACAUGGUUUGUUUAGAACUGAAGGGAGUAGUCCCCACUGCGUUUGGUUGUAGAAGAUUUCCACGUCCUUUUGUUUUCAGGGAGCAGGGGACCUGCUUAACCUGCCUCAUGGUUUCAGGGAAUCAGCCUUGUCAGUGCAGGAUACAGUAAUUCCUUAAAAAUGCUUUGAGGGAUUUCUCCCAGAAGAGCUGAUGGGUUUGCCUCCCUUAUCCUUCAGGGAAGAGUGAAGACGAUGUAGAUACCUCUUCUGUUUGCUCUGCUGUCUUCCUGCAGAGUCCUGCACGGGUGAAGGCCUCAAAGGAGGAGAGGAGAGCGGGGAGCAGGGUGCCAGCCUGGCCUGUGGGAGCCCCCCGCAUGAGGGGCCGGCUGCGGUUGGAGCGCUCUGCUGACUCCUGCCCGGCUGCGCCUCUGUCAAGUGGACUCUCUCCCCACAGUUUUCUGAAGAUGCAUGUUUCAGUGCCAAGAUUAUUUUCAUCUUGGACUGAUGAAGCACCUUUUGGAAUGAUGUCAUCACUUUAGCUUGUUUUUAUUUAAAAUGUAGUAUUUAGUGGUGGCAGUUUUGGCAAAUCAAGAGAAAUCGCUCCCCUAUGCUCCUCUUUGAUUUCCUUUGAAUUUUGAUGGGAUUUUGGGUAACUGCUUUCCUCGUUUUACUGUACAGAUGGCUUAAUUUUUGUUGUGUAGGAGAUUCUUGUGCCAGCCAGAGACUGAAUGAUAUUUUAAAUAGGAAAACAAAAACGUUGGCACAGGCUCAGGGAGUAAGGAGUAUGUUUUGAGUGUUCUCAGCUGAUUUUAAAUUUGCCUCCUUUUGAUCAACUGGAUGCUUUUAUGUGCGGUUGUUAAAAUUCAGCUUAAACAACAAUUUACACAAAGGUCUUGGAACUUCCUGAGAUAUAGAACGCUGUAUAGCAGUUUUCUUCCUGAACAGAGACACCUCCAGAGGUGUUUCUAGGGAAUAUCUGUGAUGUUUGCAGUUGAACACCAGUCAAAAUAUACAAUUCUGGCUAGAAUAUUUUCCCUCUGAGGCCUGAGGGGGAUGCCAUUAGCAGGAUGCCAUUAGCUAGUUAAUUCCAGCUCUUCCUGCUGGCCCUCCCACUCCUCCUGCCUUGUCCCUAAAACAAUACAACCCUUUUCCUCAGUGUUUUUUUUGAUCUGCCCUAGUAGGUGUACGGCUUUCAUGGUGUUCAGGGAGCUUUGCAAAUGAGGAAUUCAUUUAUUUGAACACAGACUUGAACAGAAAAUUUAAGUUGCCAGCCGCUACAGAGUUAGGCCCUGAACUGCUGGGGGACGGGGAGUUGGUUCAACCCCAAGGGGGGGUGUAGGUAGCUGGCUUCUGCUCUCGGAAUCAAGGGUCCAGUUUUAGUCUCAAUCCAGCCAACAGGAGGUACAGAAAAUCUUUUGGAGGUGUGGUCUGCAGAGUAGAAGAGGGAAGUUUACCCCCAUGUAUUCAGAAUGCACAAACAGAAAUAUUGCAGCUUUUCAUCUUUAGAAAGCAAACCAAAGCCAAGCCAGCUUCCUUUACUGGUGUUUGGUGUUUUAGUUCUGCUGGACAUAAAACUGGCAGUACUGAGAGUCGCAGGAUAGCCCUGUUAACUCUUCUUUUGUACCCUGUUUUCAAGCUGGCCCUAAAUCUGGCUUAUUUCAUGAUGUGUCUCGGCAUUUGCAGAGGAACGUCCCUUACCUACUGUCUAUGCCAGUCUUUUGAGAUGGAAAGAGGCUUGAGGAUGUGGAUGUUAGUGUUUGGCAAGGGCUGCAAAAUGGAAAGACGUUCCUUUCCUUUCUGCUUUCUUCUUUACAAGCUGGUCAUUAAGAGCAGGAAGGGAUUUUUGGUGCCCAGCAGCCCAGAAUUCUCUUAGCGGCAGCUGCUGCACUGCAGAACCGAAGCUAGGAACUAUCUGCUCCUCCUCCCAGCCCACUCCUCCUCCCCGCCUGGAUGCGACUGCCUCCGGGUUAGCGGUGCGAGGCCAGUUGGCUGCUCCGACUGGAGUGUGGCGCUGCCCGGCAGCCUGCGACUGUAGGGGUUCUUGGGGAGCUGCGCUUCAAUGGCCACCCUGACUAUCGAGAAGCAAGGACUGCUUAUACAGAGAGCUCGUUUUUAUCGUGCACAGUCGGCUUUAUCGUGGGAUGUUGAAAUAUGACACAAUGCCUAUUUGUUUGCAAUAGCCGCAACCCUCGUAGCAGAGACUCAAGUGGGAAACAGAGGGGGAAUCCAGAGACAAACCAGCUGGGAAUUAGGAACUGUGACGCCGUGUCCUCUCUCCUGUGCCGGAGCAAGGAAAGGAAAGAGAGAGAGAGGAAAAAAGACUGAGCCUUGCAACCAGCCGUCACCCUGACGAUGUGUCAGUCAAACACCCUGCAAGGACCAGAUCUGCAUGCAGGGAAAUGGUGAGAUGCUAUAAAGCUUUAUCUAACCCUCCAUCCUCUUGCUACAACCUCCACAAAGUUAGGAUUCAUGUCCGGAGGCUGCGUACGGGGAACGGCGGCAGCAGCAGCUGUGCCGGGAACCAGCACCCACCGCUGGAGAGUCCAGGCCCAGCUGGCUCUGCUGGUGGGACACCAAAUAGGAGAGCGCGUUUCAGGUUGCAGUUUCCCCAGCUGGCCCUGAGGCGAAGGUUGGGCCGGCUAAGCUGUAUGUCUAGGCCUGCUCUGAAACUGCGUUCUUGGCCUCUGACCAUUCUCUAUUACCUUCUGCCUUUUGGUGCUCUUAAGCCCUUGACCAGAGUGGGAUGGAGGCCUAUGAGCAGGGUUGCUUUGUACAAAUCAGUACCAACUCGGCUGCUCUCACGAGCCUGGGGCCGCCUGAACCAGGUGGAGCUGCCCACUUGGCUCCGGAAGCCCGUUUACAGCCUGUACAUCUGGACAUUUGGAGUGAACAUGGAGGAAGCUGCUGUCGAAGAUCUGCAUCACUACAGAAACCUCAGUGAGUUCUUCCGCAGGAAGCUGAAACCACAAGCACGGCCGGUCUGCUGUCUGCACAGUGUGAUCAGUCCCUCUGAUGGAAAGAUCCUUAAUUUUGGACAGGUCAAAAACUGCGAGGUGGAGCAAGUUAAAGGGGUUACUUAUUCUCUGGAGUCUUUCCUGGGACCUCGUGUCUGCCCAGAAGAGCCACGUUUUAGCCAGGCCCCUCCCAGUAACUCUUUCCAGCAACAACUGGUCACAAAGGAGGGGAACGAGCUCUAUCAUUGUGUGAUCUACCUUGCACCAGGGGACUAUCACUGCUUCCACUCCCCUACUGACUGGAGAGUGUCUCACCGACGGCACUUCCCAGGGUCUCUGAUGUCUGUGAAUCCUGGAGUUGCUCGCUGGAUCAAGGAGCUGUUCUGCCACAAUGAACGGGUUGUCCUUACAGGUGACUGGAAACACGGCUUUUUCUCUUUAACUGCUGUAGGAGCAACAAAUGUGGGCUCCAUCCGCAUCUACUUUGACCAGGACUUGCACACCAACAGUCCACGCUACUCGAAAGGUUCCUACAACGACUUCAGCUUCAUAUCCAACAAUAACAAGAAGGGAAUCCCCAUGAGGAAGGGAGAACAUUUAGGGGAAUUUAACUUAGGCUCUACGAUCGUACUGAUCUUUGAGGCACCCAAGGACUUCAAAUUCCACCUCAAGGCUGGACAGAAAAUCCGCUUUGGGGAAGCACUGGGCUCUCUAUAGAACGGUCAGCAAGAAGGGUUUCUAUACAAAGGGACUCAUCGCACCACCGAGUGUUCCAUUUAACAAGUGUGUGUCACUCAGCGGGACCUGAGUGAGGAACACAGCAGAUGUCAUUGCUACGUUAAACUUGAGUGUGUUUGGUCUGUAUUUACCUGCUGCUGAAUGCAGAAAGAGGACUUUGAAUGGCCUUGUCUGUGUCAGGUCCAGCUGCCUUUAAAGAUGCUGACAACAGAGGUUUCUGUUCUACCCUGUGCCUGCAGUCUUUCAUGUUCUCCCCUUGCUGUGCCACAGAACGCUGUUCUUGGAGCCCCCAAGUCCUUUGUGAGCCUUCCUCAGCUGUGCUGGUGCAGCAGGGAAGGGUGGAGGUAGAGAUGAGAUGUGUUUAAAGGGCACUGACAGGUCGAGUCAAACCUUGUACCUUUUUCUCUGCACUGUCUGAUUUCAGACAUCGAGUAAAGAGUAUGUUCUUAUAUUUAUUUUACUCUCAAGACACUCCCCUGCAGCUCUUGCAUGAAGGCAGCCUACGAGUACGUAGAGUGCCAGAGUUAAACGGGCUGGGAUAACAUCACAGUCCAAACCAACCACCAUGUACAACAGGCAAUGUCCUCAUAAUAAAGUACAGUCACCCAGGCUUCCCACUGUCAGACAACUCCAGUUCUUUCACCUGAUGUGGUCCCUUUAAAGAUGGACUUUGCGCUCUGUUUUGAACCUGAACACUGUCUGUGUCCCCUCAUUUUGAGAGUUUGUUUUUAAAAAAAAUAGCAGAGCAAGCUCUGUCCCAUUGUAAUCCAUGGCUUUAUGUUGCUGUUCCAGGCCUUAAAGAGUUGGUUUGUGUGAGAGACAAACAUCACCUCUUGGAUUAAUGGGUCAAAAGACAGGAAUGUUUUUCUUGUGUGAUGCAAUGAGACAGCAGCCAAAAUGUUUUUACUUUCUGCUCUGUAUUUCCAGUGUUGCUUUCUCACUAAGUCUUUGAAGAAUUAAUUCCUCUACUCACAGAGCAGUUUCAGAUACUUCAGGACCAAUUUUUACUGCACAGAGUGAAAUGCCCCGUGUGUUGACUGUGUAUGAGAACAUUUCAACAGUCCCAAGUUGCCUCCCAGGUGCCAGCCUGGCCCUCCCGUAACGGACUGGCAACUUCAUCUUAUCCAAAAUACAGAACGCCCCCCCAGCUGCUCUGACUUCUGCUCUCGUACUUCACGCUACGAAUGCACUGGGGGCUGAGAGGUUUAUGCUGAAGCCUCAUCCUAUAGAACUUCAGAGCCUCUGUAACUUCACAUCAAGGAGAGUUAAAAUUCAACACCUUGGGUUUGUGGAACGUGGUGCUGCCUGGCCCUGGCAGAACGGCUGCCAAGUGAAGAGAAGGAACCGAAUCUGAAAGGAACGCAUCCUUUGUAUCUAAAGAGUGAACUGGUCCAAGCCCAGGCACUCAGACAUUUAGAACUGGCAGUGCUGUCCAGAGCCUGUUGGAGCGGACAUGCUCAUGAAACCUGCCUUUCUGCUCUGAAAGAUCUAUUAUCUUCCUUGCUUGAGCCUUGGGUGUUUUUUUCUGCUACAUCAGCGAUGUGGUGGGCUUUGGCCAGCUCUGACUUCCUAAAGAAAAACUUCUUUGUAUGCACUGCACAAAAUAGACUAUGAUUUUGUUGUACACAUUUCCAGUUUGCCAAGUCCUGUAUGCUUAGCUUGUCAUCAGGAGAGGAUGAUGAACUGCCUCUAAGUGACAUAGGAGAUGGUGGCUGUGUGGGUGACAAGCAGGAGCACAUUUGUUUGGCUCCAAGAGUCAAUGUUUCCUCCCUUUCCUGGGGGUGGAGUCUGAAAGCUUGAAGUGGCUCUCAGCCACCUAUCACAUUAAAACUUCUUGGUGUUGGCACGUUCACUCCUGCAGCAGCAGAUUGUCAGGUAACAGUUACAGAAACGGGCACUUUAGACCACUGAGAGUGAGAAAACACAGGCAAAUGUCAGCCCUGAGAGGAUAAAGCUGUACCCGUUAGAGGACCAGUCGUCUUAGCGGGAGAAGGCAAAUCUGUUCCAGUGGCUGAGAGACAAGACAACUGAAUCCUCUGCCCAUCUCCCACUGAGGCCUGUGCCCUCCAGACACAGCCAGAGCACCUUUGAGCUUUAAUUUCUGCCUGCUCCCAUAAUCACACAUAGGAUCUGAAGGUGGCUGUUGGCUGAGCGAUGCCCAACAGGUUACAUGGGAUUUGCUUUAUUAGAAAUCGGAGGAGAGGAUUAGGGUGCAAGUGGCUGGUUUUGUGAUGGUCUCAAUACUGUGCAGAGCUGGUGGAUUAACAAACCUAACUUGUUACACAGAGGUCAGCAAGGCACCCUGGAAGUGAAAGCAAAGUUCCUAGAGGGUACUGAUAAUGCUGUGAAUUUCUCCUGCAUGGAGAAUCCAUUUAAUUCUUCAACUGUAUCAGUAGCACGGUAUUUUUGUACAUCAAAGUGUAUAACUUACUGACAUUAAUUCAUUUAACUGCAAACGUUUUGAAAUAAAGAGUCUUACCAGUGUUGCUG